Didymella exigua CBS 183.55 is the source of this 494-nucleotide messenger RNA. RefSeq lists its product as uncharacterized. The transcript has a single exon. Gene Ontology annotation, molecular function: DNA binding. NCBI's taxonomy places the organism in Eukaryota, Fungi, Ascomycota, Dothideomycetes, Pleosporales, Didymellaceae. The annotation marks the transcript as partial. The record is from RefSeq and is a predicted model, not a curated record.
GCUAUAGAGAUCCGGAGUAGACCAAGUCAGAGAAUGGGUAGGAGCAGUGGUAGUUGAGCGCGUAGAGCUGCUCCAUGAGGAAGGCGAUAAGCUAGUCCAUAUACUUUCCGCGCACAUAUAGUUCCCGCGCACCCCACCACAACGCGUACCUCUGUUUUUGAAGCUAUCUAUUGUCAACGCCACAUACCCAAAAUGGAUCCCAAGGAAGUUGCUAUCCAAUCUGCUAUUGAUGGUCUCGUUUCUGGUGUUUUUAGGAGCCAGCGGAAGGCGGCUGCUGCGUGUGGGAUCCCUGAAUCGACGCUGCGAGGCCGGCUACGCGGUCAACAACCACACGCGAUAGCUCACUCAAAUCAACAACGAUUGACGCCGGAGCAGGAGAACUUCCUAGUAGAGUGGAUACUGGAAGAGGACUCACGUGCACAGCCACCAUCUCAUCCCCGUGUGAGAGAGAUGGCCACCCGAAUCCUCCAUAUGAACGGCGACCACGAGCCACU